GAAGAGGACCAGUCGUCAGGAGACGAGGAUGGUGGUCUGGACUGGACGAAAUUACCGUCUAGCACCAGUACUGCACGUCCAGUAAUUCCAAAACGAGGAGAAAAGGAUUUCGAGCCUACAUCCGCUGGUGGGUCAGGCCUUCAACUGCAUGUUUUGGAUCGGUCUAGGAACGCCAUGUUCGGUGCUCUCAGAGCCACCCGAACCAUUGCAAACAAGUCAAUCAGCUACGCUGUGUGGUAUCCCGAUAUUGCGAGAGCACACGUUACAGUAGCGCGAGGUAUUCAUUUCACAGCAAUGGGACACUCUGUUGCGCGACAGAAUGCUGCAGAAGACGGUAGCUCAAAGUUGCAAAAAAGGCUCGAGCUACUUCCAGAAGAGGCACUCUAUCUGGUCGAGAGGGGAGCUAUGCUUUGUUUCAAACAAACUCAGGCAGAUAUAACUGGGAUGGAUGAUAUCGAGGGUGCACCUAUGAGCGUACAACAAGCCUUUGCCGAGAUGAUUGGCCAAGAAGACCUUUCGUUGGAAAAAUACCAGGUCUUUGCCUAUUUUCGGCGUCUGGGCUAUGUUGUCACUCGGUCAGAACCCCCUACGUCUGCCUAUCCGGCCCCCCCGCCUCUUCAAGUCCAGAAAGCAGUUUCUCCCUCUGUCUUUCAAAGACUUUACUCUCUUUUCCCAUUGUUUAUAUCGAGAUUCUCACGAAUUUGGAGAAGAUCGUUUGAUUGGUGGAGGCCACUUGGCCUCGGCCGAUGGAUAUAUUACGACAUGAAAUACGCGACAAUUUUCCGCUCUCUGCGCUUCAUACCGUCAGGUCACUCCGUCCCGCCAAAAUCUACUGAACCUAGACCCGUAACCAAAUCCUCGCCAUACAAGAUUUUUUACAACAUCUACAAGCCUUCAACAUCUUUCCGCAAGACGGCACCGCCACCUCCCGAUUUUUUCGUUGUGGUAGUAGACGCUCGGUCUACUGUGAUGCCUUCUCUGCAUGAGUUGACGGCGUUGUUCGAUGUCCUCCCCGAGACGCCUCCUCCAUUACCCCGACAAAGGGGCGUGCCUUCUGCUAAACCGCCAAACAUCAAUGCUCCAGCGUCCAAUUCUCCCUUGGCUCCUACUCUCCAGCCUCCGUCGUUAUCCCUGCGACGAAUGUUCCGAUGGAUGUUGCCAUCCACACCAGCACCUCCAUCAGUCAGUACCCAACAGCAAAAGCCAAAUCCCUUCGCAGCUCUGAAAGCUGGAAAAAGGAGCGCGGUUAUAGCAGCUGUAGACGCUGGUAACAUCAGUUUCUUCCGAUUCAGCCAAGGCGCAUUCGAGGAAUGGCCUAUGAUCUGAGUUUCUCGUAUCUUGUUGCGUUCAGUCACACAGUCAGACACGAUACGUGUAUAGCUUACUAAACUUAUUUUCUGAUGUACAAAAAAAAAACUGUUCUACU
Molecule: messenger RNA, 1426 nt
Organism: Serpula lacrymans var. lacrymans S7.9
Lineage: Eukaryota; Fungi; Basidiomycota; Agaricomycetes; Boletales; Serpulaceae
Exons: 6
Coding region: 175-1326 (383 amino acids)
Biological process (GO): tRNA-type intron splice site recognition and cleavage
Cellular component (GO): tRNA-intron endonuclease complex
Source: RefSeq, a predicted model, not a curated record